This is a messenger RNA of Raphanus sativus (radish), 2223 nucleotides long. Its product is annotated as protein CROWDED NUCLEI 3. The transcript has a single exon. The record is from RefSeq and is a predicted model, not a curated record. Lineage: Eukaryota; Viridiplantae; Streptophyta; Magnoliopsida; Brassicales; Brassicaceae. Bases 156 to 1967 code for a protein of 603 amino acids.
UGAAAUUGGGCCCCAACAUUUGAAUCUUGCGAGAUUUACCCCCAAACUCCGUCUCUAGUCUCGUCUCUUUCUCUCACUCUCUUCGCCAUUAAAAGCUGCACCAUAAACCCUAAAAAAAAAGCCCUAGCCGCCACUUAAUUUUCUUUUGCUGAAAAAUGGCGAAGAAGAAGGCUUCGUCUCGUAACUCCAACGGAGCUUCCAAUGAGCAGCAACAACAGUCGCAGAGCCAGGCGGCUUACCAGAAGCCCGCCGCCGCGGAGCUCAGCCGUCAGUUCUCGAUGGAGGAGGACCACGACUCGUCGGAGGAGAAGUUCCAGAACCUGAAGUCCCUCAACGCGAUUCUCCUCAAGCAGGCCGUGGAGAAGAGGCAGCAGAUCGAGACGCUCUUCCACGCGAAGGAGUCGCUGGAGGCCGAGCUUGCUCGCUCCGGCGCGGAGAGGACUCAGCUGACGGAGGAGCUUCGCGGCUCGGGGGACGAGAGUUUCUUGCUGAGGCUCGAGAUGGAUCUGUUCGUUGGGAUUGUGGAGUGUCGGUUGAAGGAGAUGUUUGGUGUUGUAGAUGGGUUGGUUAAGGAGAAGAGUGAGAUUAGGGUUUUGAAAAGAGAGGCUGAUGAUAUGGUGCGUGAGUUGGAGAAAGAGAGGGAGGAGUUGAGUAGGGUUUGUGAGGAGAGGGAUAGGGUUAAGAGUGGGUUUGAUUUGAAGAGUGAGGAGGUGAAUAGGUUGAAGGAGAGUGUGGUUAAGAUGGAAUCUGAGAAGUGUAGGAUGGUGAAGGAGAGGGAGGAGUUGGUUGAGAGGGUUAACAAGGAGAGGAGUGACUUGGAGAAGACUCUAGAGGAGAAGGUUAGGGAAGUAGAUGAGGUUAAGAGAGAGAUGAAGGGGCUUUCGAUGGAGAAGAUGGAGGUGGAGAUGGUUAACCGUGACCAGAAGGAAAUGAUGGUGAAGUUGGAGAGAAAGGUGGAGAGUUUGACAAGGGAAGAGAAGGGUUUACGUGAUCAGGUUGUAGGGUUGGAGAAGAGUCUUGACGAGGUUAGGGAGGAAGCAAAAGCAAAGGAGGAGAGGAUCAUUGCGCUGGCGAAAGAGAAAUCUAUCAAGGUUUCUGAGCUUGAGGGUUUACUGGUGGAGAAUGUUUCGAUCAAGAAACAGAUGGAGAUGGCUCUGGUGCAAGCUUCUGAGAAGGAGAAACUGGCGGACCAAAUUGCGCGCGAGAAGGUUGAUCUUUUGGAGCAUAUUAGUAAGCAGGAAGCUAAGUUUGAUGAGAUGAGUAAACUAGCGGAUGAGCAAAAGCGUGUUGUGGUGCAACUGCGGAAUGAUUAUAAUGAUCAGAUCAAGACUAGUGAGAAGUUUAGCUGCAAUGUUAGCCAGCUUAAGGAUGCUCUGGACUUGGUUAAGGUCGAUAGAAACAACGCCGGGAAGGCUCUUGACGAGGAGAAGAAGAGUGGGUUGGCUCUUAAGGAAAAGGUUGCAGAGCUAGAGAAAACGAUUCAAGCGUCUGGUAAAGAGCUUGAGAAGAUCAAGGCUGAGCGAGGGAGAUUGAUUAAAGAGAAGAAGGAACUGGAGAACCGUUCUGAGUCGUUGAGAAAGGAAAAGGGUAUCCUCCAAAAGGAUCUCGUGGAGCUCAAAAAAGAUAUGGGUGUGUUAAAAACUGAGCUAGAAUCUGCUGGAACAAAUGCCAAACGUGGUCUAACAAUGCUAAAGACUGUGUCCUCUCUAGUAUGUGGACAAGACAACAAAAAAGGCGAGCAGAAAAGAGGAGAAAAGAGAGUGGAUUCGUACUCGGUGGAGGUAGAAGCGAUCAAGAAAGCUUUCAAGAACAAAGAGAGCAUGGUUGAGGAAAUGAAGAAGGAAAUAGAGACGAUGAAGCAUUCGGUGAAAGAUGCACAUGACAAGAAGAGCUUUUGGACACUUGUGUCAUCUAUUACUACUCUCUUCAUGGCUGCUUCUGUUGCCUAUGCCGCUGCUAUUAAGUGAACGCUUGAAGAUGGUACUGCCCUCUUUUUAACUCUCUCAGACAACAUUAUCGCAUUCGAGUUUUCUAUUUUUCAGUUGUUUAACUUCUAAACCGUUUGAGCAUCUUAUGAGUUGUUUACUCAGAAACUCUCUAUGUAGUUUGCUUGAACAACUAUAUGUUGUAAACCUUUUCCUUUUCAUAUCUGUGGUUCUUCUACUACUCUCUCAGAACAUGUAGUUGGUCUUCAGAAAAUCUAAUAAAAUUGUUUGUUUCAUA